AAGCCAAUGUGAAGCAAUACAAAUAAAACCUGAUAUAAUUUUGUUGACCCGCAAAAGAGGAGACUGCUGUCUUUAAAUUGUUUAUUCAGCUUGGACUAGUUCCUGUUAUAUGUUGUUAAGCACUCGGAUCUAUAAAAGAGAGAUAGCAGCCGCUAGUCGUCAACAGUUGAGAUCUGACUUUACUGGAAGAACAAAGUGAACCUGCUUACAGAAUGCCUUACACCCCAGCAAAUUCGUACGACGCCGAUCAAAAGAUCUGGAGCGGUGGUCAAGUGACACAUUAUUUUGAUCCCCAGUUGUCCAUCGGAGAGAUUAUUUUCCAAGAGAUGCGGCGACAUCCGCAGCUAAUAGCACAGAUCUCGGCUACGGAGAAUACAGUGCUGACCAGAGCGGAACUCCAUGCAAACUCAAUGCGGGUGGCCAGCUUUCUCCGAUCGGAGGGACUCCUCCAAUCCGAUGUGGUGGGAAUUAUCGGCAGAAAUACGACUCAUAUGAUAGCCGUAGCCUACGCCUGCUUCUUCAACGGAAUGGCCUUCCACUCGCUUAACAACACCUACGAUCGGAACACCAUUGAAAAAAUCUACAAUAUCACCAAGCCACGAAUCAUUUUCUGCGAUGGCGAUGAGUUUGAAAAGGUGAAGGACGCCACUGCUCACCUGGAUGUGAAGAUCGUCACCAUGCGCAAUCACCCUAAGAAUUCCAUCCGGAUUGGUGAAGUACUGACCACUCCCAUUGAGGAAAACUUCCGGCCAGCUAAACUGGAACAGGGCAAUGACCAGACUUUGGCCAUUCUCUGCUCCUCGGGCACAACUGGAACGCCCAAGGCUGUAACUAUAACCAAUAGUCGCCAAAUCCUCGCAAGCAAUGAUCAUUUGACCACCGCUGAUGUCCAAUACUCACACAACACCCUUGACUGGAUCACCGGCCUGGUUACCACCAUCACAUCUGGGGUGUUUAGCACAACCCGCAUCAUCGCAGAUAAUGCCUUCGAUCCCGCCUUUGCCAUGCGAGUCAUUGAGCAGUACAAGGUCACCUGGAUUAUUCAGCCGCCCUCCGCCAUGGCCAUAAUGAUUAACAGUCCGGAGUUUGAGACUUCCGACCUGUCCAGCCUACGCUGCUACCUGUAUGGAGGAUCUCGGGCUGCCAUAGAGGUGCAACAAGCCAUCCGCAGUCGUCUGAGUCAUGAUUGCCUGCAGUUUGCCUACGGAUUCACGGAGCUGGGCGCCAUGGCCACCAUCAACUGCCAUUUUGACGAGAAGCCCGGAUCGGUGGGUCGUUUGGUCAGCGGUCUAAAGCUAAAGAUAGUCAAUGACCAGGGCGAAUCGCUCGGACCCGACGAACUUGGCGAGGUGUGCAUUAUGAACAACCAGCAUUGGUCUGGAUACUUUGGCAACCCAGAGGAAACGCGCGCCAUGCGCGAUCCCCAGCGAUGGUAUCACUCCGGCGACCUGGGCUACAUGGAUCGCAAUGGCUUCCUCUACAUCAUGGACCGCAAGAAGGAGAUGCUGAAGUACCAGAACAUCAUGUACUACCCCAGCGACAUUGAGAGUAUGAUCUCUGAGAUGCCCGAAGUGGCCGAGGUCUGUGCCUUCGGGGUGUGGAGCGACAUCUAUGGAGACGAGGCUGCCGCUGCCGUGGUUAAGAAGCUGGGCAGCGAACUCAAGGCCCAGGAUGUUGUGUAUUAUGUGAGCAGUCGUACGGAUUCCAAAUACAAGCACUUAAACGGCGGAGCCAUCAUCGUGGAGGAUUUGAAGCGCAGUGCCAAUGGCAAAACCAAUCGGAUGGCCAACAAAAACCAUUUCCUUCAGGUGAAGAGUGGGAGCUAACUGUCCUAGUAUUUUAAAUACAUGUUUGACAUACUCGUACGCCCUAGAGAACUACUGUUAAAUAAAUGAUAAGCCCAGCUAAAGUUAAAAUCUCUCUUUUGUGUAUUCUUUCAUUUCGUUUUGCAUCAUUUAUUUAUAAACAUUUCACAAACAUCAUUAUUCUGGGGGUUUUACACAAUUAUUUCGUUUUUUCCUGGUUUCCAUUUUAGGAUUUAUUCGUUCCUUUCGGGUGACAACAAUUAUUUCAACUAUUUUGUAAAAUUAGCUACUAAUCUUUCACUUAGGCAUUUGAUUUGCUGUUUUAAUUUCUCGCCGACGGCCUUGAUGUGUUAUUGCCAGGUCUAAAUGUACGUUUAGAAUUUAUUUCGUUUGUGGUUUUGGCGUUGUUUCUUACUGGGCUUGGUUUACGUUCCAGCAUUGGAUUGCAUUACAGUGAAAUUGAUGCGAUGUUUUGCUAUGUAUCGAAUCGAAUCGAACCGCUCUUAAGACUAUAUGUGUGACUGUGAUCUGUGAUCUUUGCUAAAUCCUCUCAUUGUCUGGGGAUCGUGGUUUUUUCUGGCUGUGAGUGUGCAUGUCCUGACUUAGCUCUAUAAAGUAAGGUGAUUUUCAGUGUUUAUUGAUUCGCUUUUCGCUCGCCAUCGAUUGCAAUUUCGAUUCGAAUGAUUUGGUUGUUUUUUGUUCGUAUUUACACUCCAUAUCUAGAAAUUAUAGUUUGAGUUGCUUGAUUGUUAUAAGUGGGCCAUGAGCCGACCCCUUUUUUUUUGGAAGAUAUGUGUUAUGAUUUAUCUAAAUUUUAACUUGCAUUACUCAAACUCGUUUGCCCCCUCAAACUGUGCAAAGAUAAGGUUUCGUUUUCGUUUUCGAUUUCGAUUUGGGUGUCGUUUUGAUU
Molecule: messenger RNA, 2715 nt
Organism: Drosophila gunungcola (fruit fly)
Lineage: Eukaryota; Metazoa; Arthropoda; Insecta; Diptera; Drosophilidae
Product: luciferin 4-monooxygenase-like
Exons: 4
Coding region: 213-1826 (537 amino acids)
Biological process (GO): long-chain fatty acid metabolic process; fatty-acyl-CoA biosynthetic process
Molecular function (GO): long-chain fatty acid-CoA ligase activity
Source: RefSeq, a predicted model, not a curated record